AUGUCUGUCCUGGUGCACCUGCUGGCCUGUGGCUUCGGCCUGGGUUCGUGGGUGGCCGUGAAUGGUCUUUGGGUGGAGCUGCCGCUCAUUGUGAACACUCUGCCGGAGGGCUGGGACCUACCCUCUUACCUCACUGUCAUUAUUCAGCUGGCAAAUCUGGGCCCAAUGCUGGUUACGCUCAUGUACAAACUGUGUCCUGGCCGGCAGAAGGAGCGUGUGGUCAUUUACUCCAUCCUCUGUGUGGGCGUGGUCUCCUGCCUGUUGCUCGCACUCUUUUGGGACAGGACCAGCCUCAUUGGGGGGGCGCCUCGCAGCACUGCCUUCUUUAUCAUCACCUUCUUCUUGGCUCUAGUGGACUGCACAUCCUCAGUCACCUUUUUGCCUUUCAUGAUGCAGCUUCCAGCUAAAUACAUCACUACAUACUUCAUUGGGGAGGGUCUCAGUGGUUUCAUUCCUGGUGUAAUUGCACUGGCUCAAGGUGUGGGAAUAGCCAAAUGUGUAAACUCCACUCAAACUACAGGAAACUACUCGAACACUGAGGAUAUGUGGUUUUUUCAAACACAGUAUCUACCCCCACAUUUCUCCACGGAGGUGUUUUUCAUUUUAUUAGCUCUCAUGAUGUGCAUCAGCAUGGCUGCAUUUGUUGCCCUCAAUAAACUCCCUCGGACAUUCGAGAUGUCUACAGAAAACCUGGUGCCAGGAACUUCAGUGUCCUCAGUCUGUUCAGGUCUGGAUAACCCUGGGGAAGAUAUGCAACGGGAAGGUAGUCAUAGCGAUGGGACUGAGGGUCUCUCUCAGGCCCACCCUAAAAAGUCCAUGACUCAGCUCUGGUUUAUUUACUGUAUGGUGGUUUGGGUGAACGGUGCCACCAAUGGUGUGCUGCCCUCAGUACAGACCUACUCCUGUAUGCCGUAUGGUAACCUGGCCUACCACCUGUCCGCUGCACUCUCCUCUGUGGCUAAUCCUCUGGCCUGCACUGUGGCUAUGUUUGUCCAAAACAGAUCUCCGAUGUUUCUUGGAGCGCUGACUUUACUGGGAACUGGAUUUGGGAGCUACAACAUGGUCAUGGCUGCUAUGAGUCCAUGCCCUCUGUUUCAGGGCACCAUGUUGGGAGAAGUCCUCAUAGUGCUGUCAUGGCUGUGCUUCACUGGGACUCUGUCUUAUGUCAAAGUGAUGGUGGGGGUGAUCCUCAGGGACCACAGCCACAGUGCCCUGGUCUGGUGUGGGCUGGCUACUCAGAUGGGCUCUCUGCUGGGCUCAGUCACCAUGUUUCCUCUGGUGAAUGUCUUGAGGCUUUUCCACAUCACAGACCACGCAGACUGUGGGACCCCCUCUGAAGGGCUCCUGCUCUGGACCUGGGACAUGUACCAAACAACAUUAGCUAUCCCCGUGCCCCCGCCCUCAGCCCCUCACAGUGAAAUGAGCAGCAGUGUCUCCCUCUCCCAUCGGGACGAGCUCAUUCACAGCAGUGUGGAGCACAGCUGCUGA
Knipowitschia caucasica is the source of this 1488-nucleotide messenger RNA. NCBI's taxonomy places the organism in Eukaryota, Metazoa, Chordata, Actinopteri, Gobiiformes, Gobiidae. The record is from the annotation of a GenBank genome assembly.